AUGGUUGAUUACCAUGCAUUCCAUCUUGCUGCCGAGGCCACCUUUUCUAUUCUGGCGAUUUCUUGCAGUCUUUACAUCAUCUUCCUGGCAAUGUAUCGCACAAAGAAUAAGGCGGUGAAAGUGUAUUCGCAAAUGUUGGUGAUGAACGCGUGCGUAGACUUGGGUUAUAGUCUUUGUAAUCUGAUUGGAUUGCCGGUAAACCAAACCUUGUGGAUUGUUGUACACGCGGUAUUUAGAUCUUCUACAUUUACGAUGGGCUUUUCUUUCUGUCCGCCGGAAACCCUCUGCUCAAGGACUUGCCCUGGUCAGCCAACAUCGUCACGAGUUUUCAAGGCUUUCUGAUCUACGUGUCCGUCGUGAUCAUUCCCAUUCAGUUCAUGUACCGCUACAGUGUCAUCACGAACAAACCCUACACCAGCCCGCAGCUCAUUCGCAUCUUCAUGAUCGGCAUUACGUACCCACUUUUCCAUGGUAUUCUCUGCUUCUACACCUUCAAAGAGCCUUCGCCCGAGUUCGAUAAGAUUUUUAUUGGGGAUCCCGUUAUUGGCUCGUUGGGAUAUAUCCCACCGUAUCGGGUUGGCGACUGCGCCAACUCGAAGUUAAUGGCCGUGCACAUGAGCAAUUGCAUGGUGAUGACGGUGGCCAGCUAUAUUGUGAUCAUGAUCGUCUACCAGAGGACAAGAGAGGCCUUCAUUCGCAUGGAGCCGCAAAUGACGGAGCAGACAAAGAAGGUGCAGAAACAAAUGGAGAGGGUUAUUUUUAUUCAGGUAAGACGACCAUUGUAAAAAAUCACAAAAAAGUUGUUAUGAAAAAUCAUAAAAAAGUGAUUCCCGCGCUCGCAAUGGCAUUAUGCUCACUAUUUUCCGACGGACUGAUAUUUCCGUACUUUUGCCAGCCUUUAUAAAUUUUGAAUAAUUUUUCAGGCUGUUUUCCCGAUCGUGGUGCUUUUCAUCCCCGGCACUGUUCUACCAAUCGCAUCUUUGCUGAAGAUCAACGUAACAAUGAUGGGAGAAUUUGUUGCCAUAAUGCACACAACUCCGGUUUUCAACUCAUUCUCGGUUGUGCUGUGCGUCCCCACUUAUCGCCGCACGUUCCUGAGCAUUUUCUGCCGGCCAAAGUUCGUUAAUCCUGGCUCCAGCAACAACAAGAACACACAUACCAACACUGACUCUGAUGUUGUUUUUUAA
Molecule: messenger RNA, 1187 nt
Organism: Bursaphelenchus xylophilus (pine wood nematode)
Lineage: Eukaryota; Metazoa; Nematoda; Chromadorea; Rhabditida; Aphelenchoididae
Source: the annotation of a GenBank genome assembly